AUGUCCGCACCAUCCGGCGCCCUUACAGCCUCGGCUGUGUCUUUUGUUCUGCUUUCCAUUGCUCACACUAUCGGCGGCAAAGAAUGGCAAUCCGACAAAGUCUUCAAAAACAUCAAAGGAAGCCGAGCCUGGGCCUGUGGAAAGGUCGGCUGGUACCAGGGAAGCGCAUUCCUCUUCCUCUCCGGAAUCCUACACUACCAAUGGUCCCGCAACCCAUCUGCCCUAGCAGAUCCCUUGAACAAGGCCAUGGCGGCUAUCAUUAAUGUCUUGCUUUGGUCUAGCUCGGCUUGGUAUGCUAAGAAUGGGAUUUUGCCGAAUGUCGUUGCUUGUGGGUUGGCUGCUUCGUUGCAGGCUUUUGGCGUUUUGAAGGAGGUGCUUUGA
Penicillium waksmanii is the source of this 381-nucleotide messenger RNA. RefSeq lists its product as uncharacterized. The transcript is spliced from 3 exons. The record is from RefSeq and is a predicted model, not a curated record. The coding region runs from base 1 to 381 and encodes 126 amino acids. Lineage: Eukaryota; Fungi; Ascomycota; Eurotiomycetes; Eurotiales; Aspergillaceae.